Aspergillus nidulans FGSC A4 is the source of this 1436-nucleotide messenger RNA. RefSeq names its product mitochondrial 37S ribosomal protein MRPS5. Gene Ontology annotation, biological process: translation. The record is from RefSeq and is a predicted model, not a curated record. The transcript has a single exon. Gene Ontology annotation, molecular function: RNA binding; structural constituent of ribosome. Gene Ontology annotation, cellular component: ribonucleoprotein complex; ribosome; mitochondrion. NCBI's taxonomy places the organism in Eukaryota, Fungi, Ascomycota, Eurotiomycetes, Eurotiales, Aspergillaceae. Bases 1 to 1314 code for a protein of 437 amino acids.
AUGAGUUUCGCCCGUCCCGCCAGGUGUCUGUUCUGCAGCUUCUCACGCGCCGCUGCAAACAGCCCUCGCGUGCCUCGUCGUCAAUUCCAAUUGUCCGCCACGCAAUUUACCGACAAACCCAGCAAAAAGCCCGUUGAAAAUGGCGUGAAUCUUAAACAGCUCUCGCAAGAGAUGAAGCCGGAUGAUUUCAAGCCAUACACAGAGGAGGAAAAGGCCUACCUGAAGAAGCAUUACACGCCCGAGCAACUCGCCGCGAUUGAAGCUGGUGAGGCGGCCAUUGACCCAAAGGAUAUGGCAGAGCAGUUCAGGAUUCGCAAAGACCCGAUGAAGCUCACUUAUCUCGAUGACUUUUCGGUAAUCGAACCCGGCGUUGAUAAGCACGUCCGCGCCCCCGAAAGCAACAGCGAUUACAAUGCAACUCUCAAAACUGAAGACGACUUCGUGGACGACUUUGCCAAGUUCAUCGCUGAGAUGCCGGAAGAUGCUUCAAUCUCAGACUGGGUGCGCUUUGCGGAGACGAACCGUAUGACAAUUGGGAAGGAGGAGAAUGAGUUGAACCCGAACAGUUCUCUCGUGCCGGACCUGUUCCAGCCUGGUGAGACCCUUGAUGGGCCCAGUAAAAAGCCUCACAAGUACUACGACGCGAGGCGGAGCAAUAUUGCCAAGAAGGACGAAGAACCGAGUGAGGCGUUGAAAGUCCUCAUGAAGAACACCGGGUACAGUUUAUCUGACAUCUCGUCCCUCAGGACGAAGGCUCUUGUCGUGAAACAAGUCACAAACCAGACUCGUCUCGGUAAAGUGAACAGCACAUAUAUCCUAACUGUCGCCGGUAAUGGAAACGGUCUCCUUGGUAUUGGCGAAGGAAAGUCACAGGAAGCCACGGAUGCGAGAGUCCAAUCGCUAUACCGUGCUAUUAGAAACAUGAAACCUGUCCCCCGGUACGAGAACCGCACGAUCUUUGGCGAUGUGAAGGGCAAAGUGGGCGCCGUUGAGCUGAAACUGAUGACCCGUCCUCCCGGUAAUUUUUUCAAUACUACAUUUCCGCUCAGCGAAGCUAACAAGGCCAAUCUAGGUUUCGGACUCCGCUGCCAGAGCUUGAUUUACGAGAUGUGCCGAGCAGCCGGUAUCAGCGACAUUGCGGCUCGUGUCGAGCGAGCCAGAAACCCGAUGAACACGGUGAAAGCCGCAUACGAAGCCUUGAUGAGCCAGCGCGACCCGGAGGAGAUUGCCCGUGCCCGAGGCAAGAAGCUGGUUGAUGUGCGCAAGGUCUACUACUCGGGAAGAGAAGACCGGCCACGUCAACUCCAGUACUAGAUUACUGCUAUUAUUGUACGAUUAUGCUGCGGGCGCAUUGUCUGGUUUCCAGUUCGAGGUUUCUGGUUACGUCCUGACGAUGUAUAUAAUACCUGAUUUUCAACAAUUUACCAAUGUAUCUG